CAUUUCUGCAAGGUAUACUACUACUUGACAAAAACGACGACACUUAUUGAAACGUGUGAUCCGACCGAUUCGAUCAAGUACAAACCAAAACUUUUCUUCUUCAGUUGUAGUUUUAGCUCGCCAGCGUAAACCCUUGUAGCAGCGAUUCAAGGAAUUGGAAGAUUUCUUGCCCAUUGUGAGAAGUCCAGCUGAACAGUGUGUAAUGGGGGUGGUGGGCAAAGCAGGAGAUUGGGCAUUUAAGGCGUUCUCGGCGGGGCUGGGCGUUGCCACCAUUUUCUUUGCAGCUUCUUUCUCCCUCAACGUCUACCGUGGUCUCUCUUGGCAUAAUCGCCAAACGGAAUAUGUACUUACUUACUGCUCUUUCAUUUGUCUUAUGAUGGGAGACAUUGGCGAAGCUAGGAAUUUCCCAAGGGUGUUCAAAUUUAAAAAAAGUGGAAAAAUUUCCGACAAAAGAGGAUUGAGAAGGAAGGAUCUAAAGUCAUGCAGCAGCAGGAAUGACGGUUUUAGACGUCCUACACUUUAUACCUCAUGUUGCUAGCUGGGAUCAUGCUAUAAGUUCUGAAUCUAUUUAGAUUAAAUUAACUUGAAGACGAGUAUGAUUUACACAUUCUGUCAUUGUUAUUCAUUUACUGUUGCUGGCCACAUAAUUGUGGAGUUGUAAUUCUAAGUAGCUAUUUAAUUAUAGCAGCUGCUGACUGUUAAAAUGGAGUUGGAACGAUGUUUGAAAUUCAUAUGACGUGAAUUGAAAUUAUACAAACGGAUUGAACUGAUUAUUCA
Molecule: messenger RNA, 777 nt
Organism: Nicotiana attenuata
Lineage: Eukaryota; Viridiplantae; Streptophyta; Magnoliopsida; Solanales; Solanaceae
Exons: 3
Coding region: 203-538 (111 amino acids)
Source: RefSeq, a predicted model, not a curated record